This is a messenger RNA of Symbiodinium necroappetens, 2353 nucleotides long. The record is from the annotation of a GenBank genome assembly. NCBI's taxonomy places the organism in Eukaryota, Dinophyceae, Suessiales, Symbiodiniaceae.
GCUGCAGGCACGGUGGCGCGGGCGCAUGGCUCGCAAGCGCUACGCGGAAGUGAAGGAGAUUUUGCGGCGUGAGAAGGCCAAGGUACGGGACCUCAAGCGUGCACGGCACCUGGCGGAGUUCAGGGAACGGAAGCGUUUAGAGGAGCUCCGGCGCAAGGAGAGGCGCCAGCACGAGGUCUCAAAAUUCUCGAAGCGCCUACACGAUGUGGAGUUCAUACAGAAGACCCGUGCUGCGAGGCGCAUUCAGGGUGCCUACCGCGUUCGACGUGCAAAGCUUCAGCUGCGGAACCUCAAGCAUGAGCGCGACGAAAAGGAGUACUCUCAACGUGCGGCGGUCAAGCUCAAAAUCGAGCGCGAGCGGCAAGAGAAACUCAAAGAGCAGAAGGCGAAGGAAGUCGCCGCCAAGGCGAAGCUGCAGCGCGAGGUGCAGGGCUACCGGCACAAGGUCGAUGCCAUGGAGUUCCGCGUGCAGGAGCAGGCGGCGGUGCGCAUCCAGGCCAUCAUGAAGGGCUCGGUGCAGCGGCUCAGGUUUGCGACGGCCAGGAAGCUUGCCAAGGAAAAAUACGACAUGGAGCAGUCCAAGGCAAAGCUGGACAAGAAGGUGGCUGAGGAGUUGAGGAAGCUGGAAGAGCAGCAAAAGGCCAAUCAGCUGAAGCUGGAGGAGGAGCAGCGCAAGAUGGAGGAAAAGUACAGGGUCGAGCGCGAGAAGGCAGAGCAGAAAAAAGAGGAGGAAAAGGCAAAGCUGGAGAAGAAAUUAGAAAAGGAAACAGAGCGUAUUGAAAAAGAACGUGUGAAGAUGGAGGAAGCAAUGCAGAGGGAACGCGAGAAGCUCGAACAGGAGCGAGAGGCACUGAUGGAGCAGAUGGACGGUGCUUUGCCGACGGGAUCAGGGAGCAGAGGCCCCACCAUGCCCUACAAGUCCGUGGUGAAGGCGUCUAUGGAGACGCGCAAGGAGGAGCACAUUCUAGCCAAGGAGAGACAGCUCGAGGCGACCUUGAAGAAAUUGGCCGAAACCCAGGAAGCCGCCGCCGUCGCCGCUGCCGUCGCUGCUCCGGCUCCUGGUGCCUUACUGGAGGAGGCACGGCCUCCAAGCGUGGCGGCCUGUGCGGCCGCACAGGCCAACAAGGCUCUGAAUCCCGGUGCCGUGGAGGCUGCCGUGGCAUCCUUCACUGCCAAACCACCAGUGGAGGAGGACCCAGCUGCAGACCAAUCACCGGGCCGGCCCCCCUCGGAGCUGUCCCACGCUGCGGCUGCCUCGAUGGUCCGACCACAGGAUGCUGUGUCAACGCUGGAUUGCACCCCCGACUCUCAAAUCGUGCCGGAUCUGCAGUUCAUACCCCCCACUGCAGUAAAGCUCGGCCCGGCCAGAUCGGCCAGUGGCCAGCAGCGGCGCCUGGCAGUGCAUGCGCAUGUGUCGGACUGGAAGAUUAGGCGUGAGGAUUUGGAGAUACGGAACGAGCUCAGCCGCACUUUGCACAGCACCCUGUACUUAGCUGACUGGAAGGGGACGACAGUUGUGGUCAAGUGCGCCGGACUUCAUGGCGUAGGAAUGUCGGCCCACUUGCGGAAGUCGGAAUCUCAAGCAGAGCAGCUUGAGACAGAGGAUGCCUCGGACAGCCUGGUGCAGGAGAUUCUGCAGGAGAUCGAGACGAUGUCCCAGCUACGCCAUCCGGAUCUGGUCAUGUUUUUGGGGGCUUGCCUAGAGAAGCCGCACCCCGUGAUGUGCAUCACGGAGUUUCUCCCAUGCGGAGACCUUGAACGCUUUUUCCUCAUGCAGCGAAAGAAACGUGAUGGAGCACUUUGGCGCCCCUGCCUGCGGGAUGUGCUUGACUGGUGUUUGGCUAUCGCCAGAGCUCUGAACUUCUUGCACAAUCGUGAUGUGCCGGUUAUUCAUCGAGACCUGAAGCCGUUGAACCUCUUCUUGACCAGCAGCAUGCAGCUGAAAGUUGGGGAUUUGGGAAGCAGCAGGCGAUCUGCGAGGGAAACGGCUGAUAACUUCAAGAUGACAGGAGGUUUAGGUACCUGGCGCUAUAUGGCCCCAGAAAUGGCGCGGCAUGAGAACUACAACGAAAAGGUCGACAUCUACGCCUUCGGGCUCGUCAUGUACUUCAUGAGCUCCGGGCGGACACCUUUCCACCAGCGUGGUGCAGAUCCGAAAGUCAUCCUCGAUGACUAUGUGAAAGGGAAGCGGCCCCGCCCUCCGCCCUCCGACUGCUAUGCGCAAUUGCGGCCGAUGAUGGUGGCAGCGUGGCAGGAGGAUUUCCGAUUGCGGCCCACAGCACAGGACAUACUCGUCACCCUCAACUCCGGCAUUCCAUCCAAGAAGGCAUCGUGUGGCUGUGCCCAGAUGUGA